AUGGACAAAGCCGCGGACACGGAGCUCAAGAGCCACGAGCAUCAGAGGGACCUGGAGAGGGAAGCUGCCGAGAAGGAGUGGAGGAGCUGGCAGAGAGGGCAGCUGCGCAGGAACACGCUGCACCUCGUGUCUGCGGCUGCGCAGUGGGUGCUGCUGCUCGCCUGCUUCAUCUACCUCGCCAUCGAUGCUCUGCAGCUCGCGAAGCCCGCCGGCGACCAGGUCCCGUGGAGCCACGUCAAGUUCACAGGUAAAAGCGUCAAAGGAAUUGCCAUAAACCUCAGUGCCGAGAGAGGGUCUAUUCCCAUCAGAAACGGCUCCAUCAUUAUUCCGUGCGAUGGCCUCUACCUGGUGUCCUUGAAGGGUGAUAUCAGUUCCUCCGAGCUGGACAAAAAACACUCAUUAAAGCUGAUCCUGGGGAAAAAUGGUGAUGAAAACAGUGGAGCCCUCUGGGAGCAAACUCUCCAGCACAACAGCGAGACAGUCUAUCUCAUCACGGUCUUCUACUUGUUUGCUCCAUGCAACAUUGCCCUGUGGACCAACACCAACGCCACCAUCACGGAUUUGUCCUUCAGCCUUGUGCUACUAAGUCCCAUCUUCUACUGCCUCCGGUAG
Molecule: messenger RNA, 612 nt
Organism: Nothoprocta perdicaria
Lineage: Eukaryota; Metazoa; Chordata; Aves; Tinamiformes; Tinamidae
Gene: TNFSF4
Product: TNF superfamily member 4
Exons: 3
Coding region: 1-612 (203 amino acids)
Molecular function (GO): cytokine activity
Source: RefSeq, a predicted model, not a curated record